Molecule: messenger RNA, 1722 nt
Organism: Lynx canadensis (Canada lynx)
Lineage: Eukaryota; Metazoa; Chordata; Mammalia; Carnivora; Felidae
Gene: ALYREF
Product: Aly/REF export factor
Biological process (GO): mRNA export from nucleus
Cellular component (GO): nucleus
Molecular function (GO): mRNA binding
Source: RefSeq, a predicted model, not a curated record
AUGGCGGUGGAGCCUGCGAGCAGAGGAAAGAGAUCGGCUGGCUACAUUCAGCCUGCUCAGCUACAGCAUCUAGGCCCCCAGGGAUCAAGAGGGUCAGGAACCGAUGCCCAGGCUGAGAAAUCCAAAGGGGGGACCUGGUUGCUGGGUAGGGGGAGGCGGGCCGGGACCCGGGGCUCAGGCUCGGUGAGAAGGUGGGGCGCGGAGAAGGACGCAGAGGCGGACGUGGGAGACGGUGGGGCGCGGGGAGAGGGGAACGCGCGGGAAAAGGGUGAGGGCGCAGAAAAGGAGGAACGCGGGUUGAGAGCGCGGGAAAGGGAUGGGGGUCGAGUGCGGAGACAAGGCGCAGGGAAGCGGCAGGAGCAGGCGGAAGCGCCCGCGCGGGAAGGUAUAAAAACGACCGCGGCCACGGCCCGGCACCUCACAGCUGCGCCCGCCGAAGUCGCGCCUCGGCGCGCACGCGCCGCCCCGCCCCCGCAGCCUGCCCACAGCCCGCCCGCAGCCAAUCCCCGGCCUCUCCGAGGACUCGGCACCGGAAGACACCGCGCGGCCCCGGAAGUGACGCCCCGGCGUGCUGACGCGCGGGCUCGAGCCAAGGCCGAUUCCGCGCCCGCCAUGGCCGACAAAAUGGACAUGUCUCUGGACGACAUCAUUAAGCUGAACCGGAGCCAGCGAGGCGGCCGCGGCGGAGGCCGGGGCCGCGGCAGGGCCGGCUCCCAGGGCGGCCGCGGCGGCGGGGCGCAGGCCGCCGCGCGAGUGAACCGAGGCGGCGGGCCCAUCCGGAACCCGGCCAUCGCUCGAGGCGCGGCGGGCGGCGGCGGCAGGAACCGGCCGGCGCCCUACAGCAGGCCGAAACAACUUCCUGACAAGUGGCAACACGACCUUUUCGACAGCGGUUUCGGGGGCGGCGCAGGCGUCGAGACGGGUGGGAAACUGCUGGUGUCAAAUCUGGAUUUUGGAGUAUCGGACGCUGAUAUUCAGGAGCUCUUCGCUGAGUUCGGAACUCUGAAGAAGGCGGCCGUACACUACGACCGCUCUGGGCGCAGUUUAGGAACAGCCGACGUGCACUUUGAACGGAAGGCAGAUGCCCUGAAAGCGAUGAAGCAGUACAACGGCGUCCCCCUGGAUGGCCGCCCCAUGAACAUUCAGCUCGUCACGUCACAGAUUGACACACAGCGGAGACCCGCACAGAGCGUAAACAGAGGCGGGAUGACCAGAAACCGCGGUUCCGGAGGCUUCGGGGGCGGUGGCGGCACCCGGAGAGGCGCUCGCGGAGGAAGCCGGGGCAGGGGCAGAGGCACCGGCAGGAGUUCGAAGCAGCAGCUCUCCGCCGAGGAGUUGGACGCCCAGCUGGACGCUUAUAACGCCAGAAUGGACACCAGUUAAACAGACCGGCAGAUCCUCGAGCGGAGCAGGACCCGGACGUCCCCUCCGUGCUCCCUGGCGGGAGGGGGGUGGAGGACCGGGGCUGUGCGGCUAAUGACGGAUUUGUUUCUUUUAUGUUUUAAAAUAGGAUUUAAAAACUCAUGUAAAGGUUUUUUGUUCUUUUUUUCUUUUUUUUCUUUUUUUUUCUUUUUUUUUUCUUUUUUUUUUUUUUUUUAAAUUCUGAAACAGACCUGUUUUGUACCGAGUUAUUUUUGGGAUAAAUUUUACCGGUUGCUGUUGUGGAGAAGGUGGCGUUUUCACCUUUGCCAUAAUAAAAUAGAAACGUGUGUAGAACUGGAA